Molecule: messenger RNA, 690 nt
Organism: Psylliodes chrysocephalus
Lineage: Eukaryota; Metazoa; Arthropoda; Insecta; Coleoptera; Chrysomelidae
Source: the annotation of a GenBank genome assembly
AUGAAGAAUUUUGAAUUAAUAAAACAAGGCGCUGAAGCUAAAUUGUACAAAGGAAUCUACUUGGGACAAUCUACAAUUGCUAAAGAACGAUUUAUCAAAAACUAUCGCCAUCCAAGUUUAGACACCAACCUUACCAAAGAAAGAAUAAAAGCUGAAAGUAGGGCCUUAAUGAGAUGUAAAAUAGCAGGAAUUAGAACCCCAGCCAUAUAUUUAGUGGACUUUAAACGACGUACGAUUUUUAUGGAAUAUCUGGAAUACAGUAAAACCGCUAAAGAUUUUAUAGAAGACUAUACUAAAUUAGGGUUAAUAAAAGAACUAUCGCAGUUCUUUUACGAAAUAGGAAACCUACUGGGAAAACUUCACGAAAACAAUAUAAUUCACGGAGAUCUGACCUCUUCCAAUAUUCUAGUUGUUAAUAAAAAUAACGAACAUAAUUAUGAUAGUUUAAGCGAGUUAGAUUUGGUUGCAAUAGAUUUUGGGUUAGCCCAUAUUGAAUCAAAUACCGAAGACAAAGGGGUAGAUUUGUACGUUUUAGAACGAGCGCUAUUAAGCACCCAUAGUGUAGCUGAGGAAAUAUUUCCUAAGAUUUUGGAAGGAUAUAAAAAGCAGUACAAGAACGGCAGCAGGGAAGUUUUUCUAAAGUAUGAAGACGUUAAAGCUAGAGGAAGGAAAAGAACUAUGGUUGGAUAA